UUGGAGGGAAAAUGUUUAUAUAAAAAAGAGGAAAAAUCAAAAUUGAUCAUCAGUUGAAGUUUAAUUAUCCAGGAGACAAUUAGUUAAUUUCUACUUAAUCACUGGUUGUUGACAAUGUUUUCUACUUACAGUUUAAUUGUUUCGACUCUUAUUGGACUUGUUUGUUCACAAUCAAAUCAACCUGUGAUCGCCUCAACACCCAUUCCAAUGCCCACCUUAGGAUCGGCAUCUUUUAAUGGUUACAGUGUUUGUCUUUCAAUUGUUAAUUCAGCUCUUCAAACAUUAAAUUCAACCUUUGAACUUCAAUCAUCAACAACCGGCUCACCUUUUGAUUUGAACCUUUUGCCUGUUGAUUGUUUUUAUUUGAAAUCAUCUGAAUCUACCUGUAAAUCAUUUCCCCCUGGUCUUAGGGAUAUGUUUUCAAUGAUGCUCUGGGUAACCCAGUUAAUUCAACAGUGUAACAUACCGGGUUCAUGGGCUGGUUAUCCGGAAACAAUUAACAAUCUUAAUCCAGGAGUUAGACAAUUUCAAGCUUCAUUAAGUUCAAGUGGCUCAGCGGCACCGGUGGGGUCACUUGGUGUUAGUGGUUCUCUUGGUACCAAUGGUGGAUUAGGUUCAAUGCAAAUGGGCAAUGGUUAUGGUCAAGGAUCGGGUAUGAUGUCCAAUGGCUUAGGUUCGGGUACACCGAUGAUGAUGGUUCCCGUUCAAGCGGCGGGAUCAAUUUCAGCCGUUCCACCAAAUCCAUUUUCCACCAUGAUGGGAAUCAUUGGUUCAUCGGUUGGACCUCAAGGAAUCACAAUCAGUCCUGCGACAAUUGCUGGUAUUUUAUCGUUAAUUAAUCAAGUUGUUGGAAUCGCUGUUCAAUUAGCACCAAUCGGUGGAGCCGUUGCUGGCCCACUUUUGGCCGGUGCUCUUGGAUAAAAUUUUCAAUUUCAUGACAAGAAAUGCAAAUUAUUGUUAUCACUUUUAACCUCUUUUUGUUAUUAACUAAUUGUUGCAAUGACAACAAUUUAUAAUUUAUUCUAUCAAUUACUGAUCAAAGUAAUUAAUAAAGUCAAUCUUUUAUCGUUGA
Messenger RNA from Panonychus citri (citrus red mite), 1072 nucleotides. RefSeq lists its product as uncharacterized. The record is from RefSeq and is a predicted model, not a curated record. Lineage: Eukaryota; Metazoa; Arthropoda; Arachnida; Trombidiformes; Tetranychidae. The coding region runs from base 115 to 921 and encodes 268 amino acids. The transcript has 2 exons.